GAUUUGAGGGAGCAGAGGUCCUCUGUCUCCCUGGACGGCUCAGACAUGACAACAGGGGAGUGUUGCCACCUGCCAGGCUCGCUGUGCGACUGCACCGGCAAUGCUGCCCUGUCCAAAACCGUGGAGGAGUCAGAUGAUCGCAGGGCGCAGUACGUCACACAGGUCACGGCUAAAGACGGACGCCUGCUCUCCACUGUCAUUAAAGCCCUGGGCACACAGAGUGAUGGUCCAAUUUGCUGGAUCUGUCAUAAGGUCCUUUCGCCAUGUGACUGCACUGGCACACUGGGUACAGUGCACAAGAGCUGCUUGGAGAAGUGGCUGUCUUCCUCCAACACCAGCUACUGCGAGCUGGGUCACACAGAGUUCACCAUCGAGCGCAGGCCGAGGCCUCUCACAGAGUGGCUUAAGGACCCUGGGCCGAGAAACGAGAAGCGCACACUGUUCUGUGACAUGGUGUGCUUCCUGUUCAUUACGCCCCUGGCAGCCAUAUCAGGCUGGCUGUGCCUGCGAGGGGCUCAGGACCACCUACACUUCAACAGUCGUCUGGAGGCAGUAGGCCUCAUCGCUCUUACCAUCGCUCUGUUCACCACACACAUUCUUUGUCCACAGGCAUUAUAUCGCUACCGCUAUCAGUUGUACUGCAGGUGGAGAUGAACCAAUCAGACAGUGCACCUGAUCAUUCCUGAUGCCAAGAUUGCCCAUUCUACCCAGUAUUCUUUGCACUCCACGAAGUUGCUGAAAAAAACAUCAGACAAGAUCAUCGUAUGA
Molecule: messenger RNA, 768 nt
Organism: Neoarius graeffei (lesser salmon catfish)
Lineage: Eukaryota; Metazoa; Chordata; Actinopteri; Siluriformes; Ariidae
Gene: marchf2
Product: membrane-associated ring finger (C3HC4) 2
Biological process (GO): protein ubiquitination
Molecular function (GO): zinc ion binding; ubiquitin-protein transferase activity
Source: RefSeq, a predicted model, not a curated record